This is a messenger RNA of Caenorhabditis elegans, 1214 nucleotides long. RefSeq names its product Serpentine receptor class delta-26 (gene srd-26). The coding region runs from base 169 to 1122 and encodes 317 amino acids. The record is from RefSeq and is marked reviewed. The transcript has 3 exons. Gene Ontology annotation, cellular component: membrane. Lineage: Eukaryota; Metazoa; Nematoda; Chromadorea; Rhabditida; Rhabditidae.
CAGCGUCAGAACACCUCUCACCCAUCUCGUACAUGAAUCAUUAGUGGGAAAAUUUGAAGUCUCAUACAAUCUCCUUUAUAGUACAAUGAUUAGUCUGUUCUGAUAUUUCCCAUAGACAUACUAGUAUAAAUAGGACAGCUACACCGCCACACAUCUCAUCUAGAAGUCAUGCUCUACCAGCUUCUUCAUACGGUUUUGUCAGUAACUGGCGUCACGCUCAAUGCGUUUAUGAUGUAUCUGGCGCUGACAAAAUCACCGAAAAUUAUGCGUCCAUGUUCGGCAAUCAUCACAAUUAAGACGUUCACUGAUAUUUUGACGUCGGCAAUGAGCUUUUUCGUAAUGCAAAGAAUCGUCACUGAUGGAUCUUCCAUUUUGGUCAUUCCAACUGGACCAUGCACUCGUCUCGGCCCAACUGCUUGCUAUGUCGGGCAUAUGUUCAUGUUAUGUUUCUUGGAGUGCAACUUAAUUUGGAUGAUAUCAUCCUACAUUUUUCGUUAUUACAUUCUUUAUGUUCGUGAUCCUUCAAUCAAAAGUCUUGUCUUCGUUGCACUCUGCUUAUCAAUCCCAUCCUUCAUCCAUAUGGCCGCCUGGAUCAGGUCAUACGAUCCAAACGAAGCAUUCGUUGUUCCAGACUCUUUUGGAUUGGCAUCAAGUCAUUUGAUUUUGGGAGGUCAUAUUGUCUACCGGUCAACAAUUACGCUUAUCUUGCAACUAUUUAUCACAUCCGUUCUGGUUCUGAUUGCUUAUGCAUGGAUUCGGAAUACACUUCUAAGUUUUGCCAUCAAAAUGGGUUCCGAUAAAAACGAUGUGAAAAAUCUAAAUGCACGACUUGUAAAGGUUAUCAAUUUCCAAGUGUUUCUUCCAACCUUCAUCUUUCUGGGAUUCUUCAUAUUUGCAGCAAUGUUCGGUCGUUAUAUUACUGUGAAUAUUGCUCAAUAUCUCGUCUCUAUUGCUUUCAUGUUUUCCCCAAUCUGCUCACCAUUUUCUUAUAUCCUUUUUGUUCCUCAUUACCUGAAUGUGAUAACCGGAAACAAGAAGCCGGCCGAAAAUCGUGCGACGGAUAUGUGUGCUGUUAGAGCAUUCAAGAAUCCAAAUGUCUCUGUUACAAUGACUAAUGCAUGAUUUUGUGAAAACUUUUUAUUUGAAAAAAAAGCAUAAAAUGAAACAUUUUUAAAAUUGACUACAUAGAAAUUUAUGCAAAAUAAAGAAUAUUU